AUGUCAUGUUUGGUGAUUAGUUUGGAAGACUUGGAGUUUGGAUUUGGCAAUCACUGCGCCAUACACAACCCAUUGGGAGUCGACGCCCAGAAAAACGGCGACUUUUGGAUGGUUUUGCAGAAACCUAAACACCCGUUACCACCGAAUCAGAUCCAACUCAAAGUUCCCGUUUAUAUGACCAAAUGGGACGUCAAGAACUAUUUGGAAAACAUCUACAAACUGACGGUUAUGAAUGUGACAACUCGUGUCCGUUGCGGUGAUAUUAAGAGAGCCAAAGGAAAGAUAUAUCUCAUCAAAGAGGAGGACUAUAAGACAGCAUUCGUUGAUUUGCCGAAAGACACGACUUUUCAAUUCCCGGAUCUCUUUCCUAAAGACAGAGUGAAUCAGUUGUCAAAGGAUUUGUCGGACGCCGAGAAAGAGGUAGAGUUCGGACGAUUGAGGGAAAGGCGUAAAUAUUACAAGAAUAUGAGAGAUAAUGUUCCCGAUUGGUUCCAACUAUAAGACACCAUCACUUCGUUUAGUUUUAGAGAC
Oppiella nova is the source of this 531-nucleotide messenger RNA. NCBI's taxonomy places the organism in Eukaryota, Metazoa, Arthropoda, Arachnida, Sarcoptiformes, Oppiidae. The record is from the annotation of a GenBank genome assembly.